Molecule: messenger RNA, 1686 nt
Organism: Trichechus manatus latirostris (Florida manatee)
Lineage: Eukaryota; Metazoa; Chordata; Mammalia; Sirenia; Trichechidae
Gene: IL22RA1
Product: interleukin 22 receptor subunit alpha 1
Exons: 6
Coding region: 271-1686 (471 amino acids)
Biological process (GO): cytokine-mediated signaling pathway
Cellular component (GO): plasma membrane
Molecular function (GO): cytokine receptor activity
Source: RefSeq, a predicted model, not a curated record
GCUGAGGACACCUCGAGUCUUCUUCAGCAAGUGAAGUUCCAGUCCAGCAACUUUGAAAACAUCCUGACGUGGGAGAGUGGGCCCGGGAGCACCCCAGGCACGGUCUACAGCGUGGAGUAUAAGACGUAUGGAGACAGCAAGUGGCUGGCAAAGGCGGGCUGCCAGCAGGUCACCCGGAAAUCUUGCAACCUGACUGCUGAGACAGGCAACCUCACUGAGCUCUACUACGCCAGGGUGACCGCCGUGAGCCCAGGGGGCCAGUCAGCCACCAUGAUGAGCCACCGGUUCAGCCUGCUUCAGGACACUACCAUCAAACCUCCUGAUGUGACCUGUAUCCCCAAAGUGAGAUCUGUCCAGAUGAUUAUCCAUCCCACUUCCACACCCAUCCAUGCAGAGGAUGGCCACCAGCUAACCCUGGAGGACAUCUUCCAGGACCUGUCGUACUGCUUAGAGCUCCAGAUCAACCACACCUACAAAAUGCACCUUAGAGGGAACCAGAGAGAAUACGAGUUCCUUGGCCUGACCCCUGACACGGAGUUCCUUGGGAAUAUCAUGAUUUUUGUUCCAAACUGGUCCAAGGAGAGUGCCGCUUACAUGUGCCGAGGGAAGACACUGCCAGAUCGAACAUGGACCUACUCCUUUUCGGGUGCCUUCCUGUUCUCCAUGGGCUUCCUGGUCGCCGUGUUCUGCUACUUGAGCUACAGAUACAUCACGAAGCCGCCACAGCCGCCUGACUCCCUGAAUGUCCAGCAAGUCCUGACCUUCCAGCCACUGCGGUUCAUCCAGGAGCACGUCCUGAUCCCCGCCUUGGACCUCAGCAACCCCAGCGGUCUGGUCCAGCCAGUCCAGUACUCCCAGGUGAAGGUAUCCGGGCCCUGGGAGCCCCCAGGAGCCCCACAGCAGCACGACCUGCCUGAGACCACCUACUUCCAGCAGCCAGACAUCUCCGUCCUCCAGCCCCACAACGUGCCACCUCACCAGACACUCUCCCCACUGUCCUAUGCCCCACAGGCUGGCCCUGAGGCCAGGCCCCUAUCUUACGCGCCUCAGACUACCUCCAAAGCUGAACUCCCAUGCUACACCCCACAGACACUCUCUAAGAUCCCAUCUCCCUCCUAUGCCCCUCAGGCCACUCGGAACAGCUGGCCUCCAACCUAUGGGGUGUGCAUAGAAGGCUCUGGAAAAGAUCCCCUGCCUGCGGCACUCUCUACUCCCAAACAACUCAAGGCUAAAGGUCAGCUCCAAAAAGAGGUUCCAGUCAGAAGUUACAUCCCAGAUGGCCCUUCUUUGCAGGCCAUGACCUCCCUGGCUAUGGAGGAGACCCAAGAAGCAAAACCAUUCCACCAGUAUCUGCAGGUUCACAUGGACAAAGCACCUGACCUGAAUGAGGAACCAGGGAUGCCAGGGUACCUAAAGGGCCAGCUCCCCCUGCUCUCCUCUGUUCAGAUUGAGGGCUGCCCUAUGUCCCUCCCUUUGCACGCUCCUUCCCCCCCAUGUUCCCACUCAGGCCAGGGUCCAAGUCCCUGGGGCCUGCUAGAGUCCCUUGUGUGCCCCAAGGACGAUGAGAGUCCAGUGUCCAAUACAGAGACCAAGACCACAGAACCUCAGGCCCCAGACCUGGAGCAGCCUGUUGAGCUGGAGUCCCUUUUCAGAGGCCUGGCCUUGACUGUGCAGUGGGAAGCCUGA